Molecule: messenger RNA, 1046 nt
Organism: Malaclemys terrapin pileata
Lineage: Eukaryota; Metazoa; Chordata; Testudines; Emydidae
Product: glutathione S-transferase 2-like
Exons: 9
Coding region: 107-889 (260 amino acids)
Biological process (GO): glutathione metabolic process
Molecular function (GO): glutathione transferase activity
Source: RefSeq, a predicted model, not a curated record
GUGACCAGAGCUGCCUCCUGAGACUCUAUUUUCUGCACCCAGCUGAUCCGAGCAAAGCUACUACCCAAAGCUGGAUGGGCAGGGUGUGAAUGAAGGGGCCGAGGUGAUGAGGGAAGGAAAGGUCAGUCACAACAGCUUGCUCACGCCAUCCGACUGCUGUUGGAAUACACGGACACUCCCUAUGAGGACAAGCAAUACAGCCCCAGUGGGGAAGGCCCAGAUGCCAAGCUGCAUGUCCGGAAUGGCACAGCUCAGGAAUGGGAGCGGGAACACAGGUCCUGAUUAUGAUAUAAGCCAAUGGACUAACGAGAAAGAGAAGCUGGGGCUGGAUUUCCCGAACCUCCCCUAUCUCAUUGACGGCCAGACAAAGCUCACGCAGAGCAAUGCUAUCCUCCGCUACGUAGCGCGCAAACACAAGAUGGCUGGCGAGAGUGAGGAGGAGAUGCAGAGAGUGGACAUGCUGGAGAACCAGGUGAUGGAUUUCCGCCUGGCCUUUGCAAGGAUCUGCUACAACCCUGACUUCGAGAAACUGAAGCCGGAGUACUUGGAGCAGCUGCCCGGGAAGCUGAAGCUGUUCUCCCAGUUCCUGGGGAUCCAGAAGUGGUUUGCUGUGGAGAAGCUCACCUAUGUCGACUUCCUCGUGUACGACAUCCUGGAUCAGCACCGCAUGUUCGCGCCCAAGUGCCUGGAUCAAAUAAAGAAUCUGAAGGAUUUUCUUGACCGAUUUGAGGCCCUGGAGAAGCUCACUGCCUACAUGAGUUCUAGCCGCUACAGGAAGACUCCCAUUUUCUGGAGAACUGCCCAAUGGAGCAACAAAAAGGAGAAGGCUCAAGUGGAGCUCAGCAAAUGUCAAACAACUCUCUUGGCAUUGACCCACUACAGCAUCUGAGAAGGAGACGGAGACCCCUGGAAUCCCUCUUGCUUGCAAAGUCCCAUUAAACAGCAAAUCAGUAAUAGCUGAAAUCCGCAAGCCCUGUUGUAAUCCUUCCCACUAAGCUAGCUGCGAUUCCCACUUACUGGCUAAUGAAAACAUUUUGGUGACUGUA